Molecule: messenger RNA, 1432 nt
Organism: Acaromyces ingoldii
Lineage: Eukaryota; Fungi; Basidiomycota; Exobasidiomycetes; Exobasidiales; Cryptobasidiaceae
Product: 5-methylaminomethyl-2-thiouridylate-methyltransferase
Exons: 3
Coding region: 68-1432 (454 amino acids)
Biological process (GO): tRNA wobble position uridine thiolation
Cellular component (GO): mitochondrion
Molecular function (GO): sulfurtransferase activity
Source: RefSeq, a predicted model, not a curated record
UCCUUCCUAGCCGUGUCUUGCAGCUGAUCGUGCCGAGCUUGUGGGAGGUGGUGAACAAGGGCGACAGAUGCUACGGGUGGCCAGGCCGCUGCUGACAUGUGGACGCCGCUCGAUCAGCACGACCAGCGCCGAGGUGGGCCGGCUGCUCGACCGCUACCCCGUCGACCGCCUCGGACCGCAGCCGGGCGAUGAAGCGGUGCUCACGCUCUCUGGCGGCGUCGACUCGUCUGUGGCUGCCUUUCUCGCCAUCGAGCGGGGCGGGCUGAAGCCGGUGCGGACCAUCUUUAUGCGCAACUGGAACAGCCUCGACGAGGCGCAGACCUUUGAGCCCGGCGCGGGCGGCAGCACGGGCUGCACCUGGCUGCGCGACUGGCGCCUCGUCGAGCGCACAGCCAGAGUGCUGGGCCUCAAGGCCGAGCUGAUGGACCUCUCGACGGAGUACUGGAACCAGGUCUUUGCGCCCGCGCUCGACGACUGGCAGCGGGGCACGACGCCGAACCCGGACGUGGCGUGCAACCGCGAGAUCAAGUUCGGGGAGCUGCUGCUGCGUGCGGGCCUGGCCGAGUCUUUCCCGUCUCUCACAUCGAAUGCAAGCCCGAGUGCGAGCCCGGGACCCCGACGAUGGCUCGUUACGGGCCACUAUGCCCGGCUGGCCUACCACCGCGGCACCGGAGACAGCACCGUGCUGGGCAGCCUGCACCGCGCCAGUGAUGCGACCAAGGAUCAGUCGUACUUUCUCAGCGCCGUCGCCGCCGACAAGCUCGGCCGAGCGCACUUCCCGCUGGCCAACCUGACCAAGGCGGAGGUGCGGUCGAUUGCGGCACACGUCGGCCUGCCCACGGCGGCGAGCGAGGAGAGCAUGGGCCUGUGCUUUGUCGGCGAGCGGGGCACGCGAGGACACGCCCGCUUCCUUGCGAGCUACAUCGACGCGCGGCCGGGCAACAUUGUCAGCCUGGAUGGUCGCACCGUCGGCCGGCACGAGGGCCUGCACACGCUGACCGUGGGGCAGGGUGCACGCAUUGGCGGGGCGUCGACACGCUGGUUCGUGGCCAAGAAGAAGCCCGAGACCAACGAGAUUGUCGUCGUGCCCGGUGCAGACCACCCGCUGCUGCGCUGCCGCUCGCUGCACAUCGACGCCUUCCUGCCCAUCAGCGCCCGGGGAAGUCUUGUUGAAUCGCUCAGAGGGUCGGACGGACAGCAGCGGCCGCGGCUGCUGGCCCAGAUCCGGCACCGGCAGGCGGCUGUGGCCUGCACCGUGGCGCGUCUGCCGCCCAGCACGCCCGGCGACGACGACGACGACGCGCAGCCUGCGGUCGAGGUCGCGUUCGACGAGCCCGUCGUGGGCGUGGCACAGGGGCAGACGUGCGCGCUGUACGACGGCGACGAGUGCCUGGGCAGCGGCGUCAUCAGCCAUGUAUCACUAGCCGAGUAA